ACACAAGUAUGACCAUUUUUGUGGCAGCAGCUGAGCGGCGGACUGAGUUGUCUCUUCACGGUUCUCACGUCUGUUAUAAGUCCCGCCUCCUGGCGCACGAUGGGCACGUGGCAUAACAAGUGAGAAAUAUGGCAGAAGUAGCUCCAUCAGCUGUUGUAAUCCCGGCGGAUGUUCCGCAUAAGCCUCCUCCUGCUCCUCGGCCUAAGAAGGGAGCCAGCAUCUACAAACUCAUCGUGGCUAUCGUGGCCGAGUCCAAGGAUCGCAAGGGAAUGUCUCUGACGGCGCUCAAGAAGGCUCUGGCAGUGAAAGGCGUGAAUGUGUCCAAGGGCAACAAGCGCAUCAACAACGCCGUUACGAAGUUGGUCACAUCAGGAACCCUGAGCCGAACCAAAGGGACCGGAGCAUGCGGCUCCUUCAAGCUCGCUAAGCCUAAGAGAGACCCAAAAGCCUCCAAUCAAAAGAAGGCGGUGAAGAAGAAGGCUUCAGCCAAGGCAAAGCGAUCGACCGGCAAGAAAGCUAGCGCUCCCAAAAGGCCCGCCAAAAGAGCAGCGGCCAAGAAGUCCCCGAAGAAGUCACCGGCAAAGAAAGUAGCUAGAAAGGUAAAGAAGAGCCCCAAGAAAACCGUCGUUAGGAGGCCGAAAACUGUCAAGAGGCCGAAGUCUGCAAAGAAACCAAAGCCUGCUAGGAGACCCGCAGCUAAAAGACCGGUAGCCAAGAAAAGGCCGAUAAAAAGGCGCCCAGCUAAGAAGGCUAGGAGGUACUAGUAAACACCGCUUCACCCACUGCUUAAAGCACCAA
Gambusia affinis (western mosquitofish) is the source of this 798-nucleotide messenger RNA. RefSeq names its product histone H1-like. Gene Ontology annotation, molecular function: structural constituent of chromatin; DNA binding. The transcript has a single exon. Lineage: Eukaryota; Metazoa; Chordata; Actinopteri; Cyprinodontiformes; Poeciliidae. The record is from RefSeq and is a predicted model, not a curated record. Gene Ontology annotation, biological process: nucleosome assembly. Gene Ontology annotation, cellular component: nucleosome. The coding region runs from base 129 to 764 and encodes 211 amino acids.